AAUAUUGCACGUUUGAACGUGUCCUCUCGCACAACCCCUUUAGGAUCCGUAAAGUGUGUAGCUAGCAUAGUCAGCCCAUGCAGGCUGAAGGAUGAAUGGUCCUGGAUGCUUCUGAUGCCGUUAGGGGGGUGAUCAGGCGAUCUUGUUUUUUGGUGUUUUUUUGCGGAUAAGGAUCUCAUCCUCAGCCGCACUUGGCGAUGCAGCCGGGGGCAGUGUCAGUCGCACGAUAUUUUUAGGCGAAAGUGGCGCACCGCUUCCCCUUCUUACCCUAAAAGAGUCCAGAAACACCCACCAUGUCUGCAAAAGACAGACGGAAAGGAAAGUUGACUAAAGAUAGCGUUACCUUGCUGCCCUGCUUCUAUUUCGUUGAGCUCCCCAUCUUGGCCUCGUCUGUGGUCAGUCUGUACUUCCUGGAGCUGACGGACAUGUUCAAACCCGUGCUCUCGGGGUACACCUGCUACGACCGGAGCCUGAGCCUGCCCUACGUGGAGCCCACGCGGGAAAUCGUCCCUUUGCUCAUGCUGCUCAGCCUGGCCUUCGCCGGACCCACCGCCACGAUAAUGAUCGGGGAGGGAAUUCUCUACUGCUGCUUGAUAAAAAGGGGGCACGUUGCCGGUACAGAGCUGAACAUCAACGCCGCAGGCUGCAACUUCAACUCGUACAUUCGCCGAGCUGUCAGGUUUGUGGGUGUUCACGUGUUCGGCCUCUGCGCCACCGCCCUUGUGACUGACAUCAUCCAGCUGUCGACCGGCUACCACGCGCCGUACUUCCUGACUGUCUGCAAGCCCAACUACACCACGCUGAGCACAUCGUGCGAGGAGAACUCCUUCAUCCUGCAGGACAUCUGCUCCGGGACUGACCCGUCCGUCAUUAACGCCGGCAGGAAAUCCUUCCCAUCCCAGCAUGCCACACUGGCAGCCUUCGCCGCUGUGUAUGUUUCGAUGUAUUUCAAUGCGACACUAACCGACUCCUCGAGGCUCUUGAAACCAGCGCUGGUCUUCUCUUUCGUCAUGUCCGCCAUCAUCUGUGGACUGACACGGAUCACUCAGUACAAGAACCACGCCGUUGAUGUCUACCUCGGCUUCUUCAUCGGAGGGGGGAUGGCCGUCUACCUGGGGCUUUACGCUGUCGGCAACUUCCAGCCCAGUGAGGAGCUCUCGAGCCGGCCGACACAACCUCGUGACGUCCAGCAGCCCCCGACGGACCAUCGGCAAGAAUCGGUCCGCCAUUUGUCGAUCAAGAGCAAUUCUAACAUCAACGGUAAUCCUCCGCGGCCCGAGAGCCUCAUCAGUCGCAACCAGCGCAACACCAGCUCCCUCACCAACCUGAAAAGAGCCACCGCCAACGUGGAGGUCAUCACCCCGAGGGUCCCUAUGGGCAAAGAGAGCAUGGUAACCUUCAACACCCUCCCUAGGGUCCACACAUCAGCCUUGGAGGACCCGACCCGACGCAAUGCCACCAUGCACGCCACCAUGGACCCCAACCAGUCCAAACAGCUGCUCUCGCAGUGGAAGAGCAAGAACGACUCCUGCAACUUAUCCCUGCAGGUGAUAGAGACGGAAGUCAGCCGCUCCCCACAGGGGUCCAUGGAGAUGAGGUGCAACUCUGAGCCAGCAGGUGUGGGCAUCAACGGAGACCACCAGGGUCCUGCCAGCCAAUACAUGAAACUGGCAACCAGCAGCAGCAGCGGCAUCGCCGGAGGCACCAGGGUGUCCAUGCCAUCCCGUCCCAGCUCGACCCAGCUGGUCCACAUCCCCGAGGAGACCCAGGAGAGCGUCAGCACGUCCCCAAAGAACAGUUCCACCCGCUCCAAGUGGCUUAGCAUGGCUGAAAAGAGUGUGGCCUGCAGCCAGCCGAGGAUCAUGCAGGUCAUCGCCCUGUCCAAGCAGCAAGGUCUCCUCCAGGGAAGUCCCAAGAGCUCCAGCGGCAGCACAGUCAGCUGCACUGGAUCCAUACGCUACAAGACACUGACGGACCAGGAGCCGGUAAAUAUUGUGAGAGUAGAGGCCCACCCAGAAAACAACAGGUCGGUGGUACAGGGCCCGACGCCUAAUGGAGACGGCUCUUGGAAGUGGAACUCACAGGAGAGGGUCAGCCCAAGGCAGUCAUACGAGAUCAACAACCUGAACAGAGGCUCGGAAAGCUCAGGUUCCCCGAAGAAUGGCAACCAGCAUCUCCACCACCAGGCCGUCACCACCAUCCGCGUGACCCCAGUGGAGGGGGCAGAGGGGAACUCCGAGACUCUUUCUAUUGCUUCCAGCCAGGACUCAACCCUCAGGAGAAAAGGGAACGUCAUCCUCAUCCCCGAGAGAGGCAGCAGUCCUGACAACACCAGGACCAUCUUUUAUAAAGGAACCUCGCAGAGUCAGGCUUUUGGUCGGUGAUCUCUCUCUGCAUCAGUGGGCCCCGGCAUAACAUUUAUAUGUGGUCUUGGGUACUCUCACGUCCACCACGGUAUUACGUACAAUCAAGCCAGUACCAGAUGGACUCAAGGCUCACUUGUGCAUGAUGAUCUUUGAUGUGUAUAUUAAUGCAGCAUCGCAAUCCUGGUGCUGUGGUGAACUUGUCAGCUAGCUAACUUCUUUUACACAUCAUGUACAUGUGAUUUUGCAAAAACCAUUGAAGCUAUUUCAGUUGUAACAAAAUUCCAUUUUUGUUCAACUUUGCGUUGUUUUUCUUUAAGGUUUUACCAGUUUUUUUUCUCGUUUUGUCAGACUGUAGACCUUUUAGUGAUCCUUCCAGCUAUUAUUAGGUAUCAACCAAUCUGUGAUAACGCUCGAUAUAUUUAUAUGGAUAUGUAUUCAGAAUGAGAGAAACAGAGCUAUUGCAUGGAAGACCAUAGGAGUUUAUUAUUAAGGAUGUCUGGCAUUGCGCUGGUAACCUUCAUUGUACUUUCUGCUGUAGACAUUGUAAUACACCCGCAGUGCGGAAGCACUGAAUUCUGGGAGGCCAGCAUGUCCAGAUGGACUCAGGUGCCAGGUAAAGAGAGCCCCUGUCCAAUAGAAUGAAAGGACACGUGUACAUUGAGAAGUCUCGGGGGUAAUGCUAUUUUUAUGUUGAAUGUCACACUAAAUACUUUUUUGUCAGUGACGGAUAAACUGAGAGCAUAGUGUGUGCGCAUCCGCUUUCAAAUGAAAUAACCUCACCAUUAAAUCUCCACAAGAUUCAUACACAGUUUCCUGGCUUGGCUUCUAACAAGAACCACUUUUUUCAAACAUGUCAUGUCUUUUAUACAGUUUAAAUUUAAGAUAAAUGUCAUUUCUUGCAUAAAAACAUAAAAUCACCUUAAAUUUGUAAUAUAAAAUGCUUCAAAAAAAGGUGUUUGUAUAAAGCCAUUUCACAGAUUGUUUUAAAUACAAUGUAAGACUUUUUACCAAGUGUAUUCAUCGGGAUGCUCUCUUAAAUUAAAUUUCAUCCAAAUAGAGGCAAAUUUCAUGUGUUCCAAAAUAUAUAUUUCUAAAAAAUAACCGUACGGGUUGUUACAUACGCCUAUGGUUGGCUUUUGUUGUGUCCUUUUCACAUUAAUUAUCCUCUAAAUUGUUAAUUAAUGUGCCUGCCGCACUCUGUUGACUUUUGAGAGGAGGGUGUAUAAUGACGGUUUCUCCUCCCCACUUCGCUCAUUUCCUGUUCCUCCCUUUAUGUCGGUACGUUUUCUGCAGGAACCUAGUGCCUCAUUUAGCACUGGGCUUUUGGUGAAAUUCCAAACGAAAAAUGUAAGUAUUUAGUAUGCUUCAUUUGAUCAGUCUAAGUUAAUUCAGCUAAGAUGAGUUAACAUCCGUAAGCUUAUAUAUUUUAGGCUUUCCUGUAAAAUGUCCGUUCGGCGGACCCACGUGAUUCUGUUCCUAUUCAGGAUGUUCCAGAUCUUAGAGCAGAGAGCUGUGCUAGUUCGCACAGCCCUGUAACACAAAGAUGUGUCCUUGAAGGUGGAUGUUGUUCGGAGAUGAAAAUACUUGUAAGGCAGCUUCCUUCAGGCAUCUUCCUGCUGGUAAAAUGAGAGCAGAGCUGGCCGAGUUCUGCUGGCUCCCGGUGCCGUUUUGGAGGGAAGCCUUCAUCUGUCAUCAGCUUAAAUGGUCACAUGACCACUGUCCCCUUUUUAACACGAGCAAACUGCUCUUAUGCUCCAAAGCAGUCCGCCAGAGGAAAGCACUAAAUAUGGACACCUUUUUUUUCCCAAGCAGUAAGUUCCCAAGCUUGAUGUGUUGUUUAUGCCGAUUAUCUGGUUGAUUGCAUGUAAAUUGGACCAAGAAUUGUCCCGCUGCCGAAAACUGCAUCAACUGAUAUUUCUUUAAUGUUGCUGGAGUAUUAGUCUUUACAAGAAAUGUAGGAGGACUUGAAUGAGUUUAUGUUACCAUUUAACCUGUAUGUUACCAUUUACUGUAUGUUGCACCAAUCCAAAAAUGUACAUAAACAUGACUUAUUUAAAUGAUAGCGUAUUGUUAAUGUAUGUGCCAAAGGGUUUUUAAAUGUUUUUUUAAUAGUGUUUUCCUCCACUUCUACAAAUAUAUAAUAUUUAAACUAUCAAAUAAUUGUCCUUACAUCUCCUCUCCAUACCAGUACUUGUACAAGUCUAUUACUUUAAACACAUUGCAUCACAUAUGGAUACUGGAUUUGACACUAAGUAGCACUGAUAGAGAUUGAGAGAUUGUGAGUGUUACAUUGUGAAUUGUAAGCUAUCUGUCACUGUGUACACUGAGGACUAUGAUGGUCCUCCCACCAAGCACUGUACAAUGUCUGCGGCCCUGUGUCUGUGCGGGAAACAAGGCAUAGCCAGACGACGAGAUGGACUCCUCAAGGGGGUCAGUGAAAAGCACCUCCUCUCAACCCCCUGCCCUAUACAACAGCUUUAGAACAGGUGUAUGAUGUUACUGUGUAUUUUAGGGCUUGCAGACAAA
Messenger RNA from Brienomyrus brachyistius, 4892 nucleotides. It is a transcript of the gene plppr4b, whose product is annotated as phospholipid phosphatase-related protein type 4. Gene Ontology annotation, biological process: phospholipid dephosphorylation; axonogenesis; signal transduction. The record is from RefSeq and is a predicted model, not a curated record. The transcript has 7 exons. NCBI's taxonomy places the organism in Eukaryota, Metazoa, Chordata, Actinopteri, Osteoglossiformes, Mormyridae. Gene Ontology annotation, molecular function: phosphatidate phosphatase activity. The coding region runs from base 294 to 2384 and encodes 696 amino acids.